This is a messenger RNA of Salvia miltiorrhiza (redroot sage), 1254 nucleotides long. RefSeq names its product phosphoenolpyruvate carboxylase kinase 1-like. The transcript is spliced from 3 exons. Gene Ontology annotation, cellular component: cytoplasm; nucleus. NCBI's taxonomy places the organism in Eukaryota, Viridiplantae, Streptophyta, Magnoliopsida, Lamiales, Lamiaceae. The coding region runs from base 99 to 938 and encodes 279 amino acids. The record is from RefSeq and is a predicted model, not a curated record. Gene Ontology annotation, molecular function: calmodulin binding; calcium/calmodulin-dependent protein kinase activity; calcium-dependent protein serine/threonine kinase activity. Gene Ontology annotation, biological process: peptidyl-serine phosphorylation; protein autophosphorylation; intracellular signal transduction.
AAAAAUUCCAACUACCAUACCACUCUCUCUCUCUCUCAUAAAUAUACCCCACCGUACGUACUGUUAUCCUAUUCUUCUAGAGACAAACAAAAAAAGUAAUGAGUGGAGAGCUAGAGAGAGACUACACAGUGGGCGAGCAGAUCGGGAGGGGCAGAUACGGCGUCGUUUCGAGGUGCCACGCCGCCGUCACCGGCCAGUGCUUCGCCGUGAAGUCGAUCGAGAAGCGCCUCAUCCAGGACGAUGCCGUCGACAGCCUCUGCCUCCAAAACGAGGCGAAGCUCAUGCAACUCGUCUCGGGCCACCCGAAUGUCGUCGGAGUUUUCGAUGUGUACGAGGACGAAGACUUCCUGCAUGUCGUUUUGGAGUAUUGCGGCGGCGGCGAUCUUUUUGAACGGAUCACCGCCCGACCCGUUCUCACCGAGUCGGAAGCCCGCCGAGUCCUGUUGCCACUAAUGGAGGCCAUAGCACACUGCCACCACCACGGAAUAGCCCAUCGGGACAUCAAACCCGACAACAUUCUCUUCAACAACUACGAUGAGCUGAAACUUGCAGAUUUUGGUUCAGCUGAGUGCUUUGGCAGUGGAGGGCUAAUGUCUGGCAUUGUUGGGACCCCCUACUAUGUUGCCCCAGAGGUAUUAGCAGGCAGGGACUACAACGAAACGGUUGAUGUGUGGAGUGCGGGUGUCAUCUUGUACAUAAUGCUAGCCGGGAUCCCUCCUUUCUAUGGGGAGUCGGCGCAGGAGAUUUUUGAGGCUGUGCUUAGGGCGAAUCUGAGAUUCCCAAGAAAAGUUUUCAGUUCUGUUUCACCAGAAGCUAAGGAUCUGCUGAGACGAAUGCUUUGCAAGGAUAUCUCUCGAAGGUUCUCAGCUGACCAAGUUCUAAGGCAUCCGUGGAUGAAAAAUGGUGGCGACUCCAUAGACGUGGCUCUUCUUGCUUGAGUUGGAUGUUUAUAAGACUGCUGAGAUCCUAGUAAAACUGGAUAUGAAACCGUUUUAUAGGCACCGUGUCCAUAAACUUACCUAGAUAAUAUAGUUGUAGAAUGUAGAAUGUUCUGCACACUGGUUUUGUACAGAGUUUGUGCAGAAGUCGGAGCUGUUAGCAUCAAUGGCGAGUGCCUUCCUAUCUGUGGAAGUGUUUGUAUAAGCACUUCACUUGCCCUUUUGUUUUUCGUUUCUUCUAUGAUGUUCAAGAGACAGACAACCUGUAAAUUUGCUAAUGUUGAUGGAAUGAAGUUUCUUUUUGUGUGUGUGUUUA